CCCAGGCAUCGUGGACGGGAGGACUGCGUACGAGUGAGAAGUUUAUAUCAAGUACUGGAAUCAUCGUAACUACAACACUUAUAAAUCAUGAGUGAGAGACAAGGAUCUGGAGCCAUGAGUGGAAACAGCAAACCUUCUGGACAAGAUGACUCUAAGAAGGAUGCUCCUGAGGAGGACUUCGCGGACAUCGACAUGAAGGCCCCGGAGACGGAGAAGGCUGCUGUGGCCAUCCAAUCACAGUUCAGGAAGUUCCAGAGCAAGAAGAAGCAGGAAGUGAAGUCCUAGAGUGGGCAGGACAGGGCCGGGCAGCUCUGUCUCCUAUAGGCUGGGACUGCACCAGUUGGGGGCUUGGUCUUGCAUGUCAAUCAAACCACACUGUUAUGGACUCAACUGAGGGAGAGGGGGAGGGGGGGUAGAGGGGAGGGGGAGUCCUGGAGGGAGGGUUUGGGGUUCAAGAAUCAAGGGAUCACUACGGAUAUCUUUGUGAAAUUAUUAUGCGUAACUUAUUAUUGAUUGCUGUAUCCAUAAAUUAUGGUUAAAUUCAGGAUAUAUCUUGAUAUUUCCUAUGAUUUAGCUAUUUCAGUUUUUAUUGAUAGUGUUAUACUCUCUAUAUUGUCCAGUUGCUGUAGCAGUCCAAACCCUUAAUAGUCCUCUCAUGUCUCAUGUCCUGUACGCUGUAAUAUACACAUUUGAACAGUAAAAAGCUGUUUGAUAAGUAGGUUCUCUCGUAAAGCAAUUAAGAAACUGGAACUAGGGUUUAUCACCCUCAGGAGGAACAUGUAUCGUUAUGAUUGAUCGUCAGAUUCCAGUCAUGAUUGCAUUGGCAUUAUUUUCAGCUGUGGCAUCAUAAAUCAAAAUAUUUUAUUUUCCUAGGAGGUCUGUUAAUGGUGUUUCCCUCUUGCUGUGGAGUGUUUCCAGACAAUACAGCUUGUUUUGUUUGAUCACUCCCAGCUAGCGCAUCGCCCAGUGUAUUUCAUACCUUAAGACUGAAGCAUUUAGAAUUGAAUCAAUGGGUCAAAUUUGCAUUCCAAUGUCUCCGAUGUUUCUGCAACUUGGCAACUAAAUCUAGGGCUUAUUCCAUUAUUCACAUGAGAAUUGUGGAUCUUUUCUUCCUUCUUUUCUUCCCUUUAACAUCCACGUCAAUAGAAAAUGUUUUUAUUAGUUGUUUUUAUGACUUUUUUUUACAUUCGUUGUUUUUGAUUGUGUGUUUCUAUUGAUAGAUAUUGUACUUGUGAUUUGAAUCCCCAUUGUUUACUUUGAAGUCAUUGUUCAAAACCAAAUGAGUAGAAUAUACUGUACAAUACCAUCAUAUUUAAAAGCAUAUAUACUUAAUAAAUAUCCCAAAGA
Molecule: messenger RNA, 1347 nt
Organism: Coregonus clupeaformis (lake whitefish)
Lineage: Eukaryota; Metazoa; Chordata; Actinopteri; Salmoniformes; Salmonidae
Product: calmodulin regulator protein PCP4-like
Exons: 3
Coding region: 88-285 (65 amino acids)
Cellular component (GO): cytoplasm
Molecular function (GO): calcium ion binding; calmodulin binding
Source: RefSeq, a predicted model, not a curated record